AUGAAGAAACAUUUGCCAUGGCUGCUCACUGUCGCUGUGCUAGUGCUCUCCGCGACCGCAAGGGAGAGCGCGAACACCACGGAGCCGGAUGACUCGUCCGCGGCACAGGCUGUGAGCGAGCAUCACGGGCUCAGCGUCCUGCUUCUGUCGCUGCAGAAAGUUCCAUGGAAGCGCCUGGCGAUAGCGAUGGUGGGCACCGUCAUCAUCGUGCCGAUCAGCACGCUGGUCAUCGUGGCGUUGAUCCUGUGGCGCGAAGCGAGGAAGAUCCGCUCCUCCUGGAAGGAAACCAAAAAGACUGGGGCUCUGGUCUCUUCGCCCUACGCAGCGGAGCCUGAACCACAGCCUCAGGUGACGUCCCUAGUGGUGCAGAUCAUCCGGCUCAUCCGCAUCUGCGUGCCCAGCAUUUGCUGCGAGCAAUUUUUCUGGCUCGCCAAUGCCAUCUUCCUCUCUGGCCUUUAUGGGCUGUUUGCCUGCUUGGUGCCCAGCGUUUUGGUGCGGCCGCUCUGGACCAUGGUGAAGGUGGACCUGCCGUCAUCCUUCCGUGACUUUGUGGUUAUCAUGUUGGGCUACAACGCCUCCAUCGCCAUUCUGAAGGCGGCGAUGAACUUCUGCGGCAUGCGCGCCAUGAUCGCGUUUCGGAAGUCCUUGACGGAGCACCACCACGCGGGGUACAUGAGCCGCGAGGGACGGCUCUACUACACCAUGGGGAAUUUGGACUACCGCGUGGACACGCCGGAUGCGCGCAUCACCAACGACACGGAUCUCCUCCUGCAGUUUCUCUUUGAAUUCGUCUUCGGCGGGAUUAUGAAGCCGGAGAGCGGGGCGUGCUGCCAGCUCUUCUUCCUCAUCUUCACCGUGGCGGUGGCCUACUCCGAGGCCGAGGGCGGCGCCCCGGGCUGGGGCAUGCCCUCCAUCGGCAUAGCUUUCACGGUGGUUCUUGUGUCCUUGGUUCCCACCGUUGUUGCAGCGGAUGGCCUCACCAAGGCGCAGGCGGAGGUGCAGUCCGCGGAAGCCGCGCUGCGGGCGGCCUACUCCAAGUGCCGCCUCUUCGCGGAGUCCAUCUGCUUCUACGGCGGGGAGGAGAGCGAGGCCCAGAGGAUGGAGAACCUCUACGAGCGCGUGCACCGGGGGUUCCAAGUGUUCGCCAAGUUCAAGCUUUUGGUGGACCUUUCGCAGCUCGCCUUCUACUUCGGCUUGGCGCCGGUGUCCAUGACCAUCGCUGCCUUCAUUGUGCGCAAAGGCGACUGGACACAGGAUUCUGAGACGACCUUUUAUGUGCUGAACCUCACCUUCAUCCGCAUCAUCCGGUGCUGCCUGGAGGUGGCCAAGAGCGUGGUGGACCUCGCCAAGGCUCAAGCAAUGCUGCAGCGUGUGGUGCAGCUGCUAGAGGUGAUGGACGCGUUCAUCGCCUUCGAGGCCCACAGGAAAGGCUCGAGGCAGCUGAGCCGGGCCGAUGGCUUCCUCAUCGACGAGGAGGAGGUGCUGUGCUGCCUGCCCUACUACCGGGUGCAACAACUGCACUGCGGGGAGGUGGUGCCGGUGAGUGUCACGCCCUUCGUGGAAUUCCAGCAUGUAGAUAUCUACACUCCUGAUGGAAUGAGGUGCCUUCUGAGAGACAUCAGCCUCCGCUUAGACCCCGGGGAGAGCUGCCUGAUCAUGGGCCCCAGCGGCAUCGGCAAGUCCUCCCUCCUGAGGGUGCUUGGCCAGCUGUGGCCUCUCUUCCGCACCCCUCUGAAAGGAGAGGCGGCCUCCUUCUGCCGCCCGGGGCCGCUGAGCGUUUUCUUCCUGGCACAGCGGCCGUACCUUUUCCAGGGAACCUUGCGGGAGCAGGUGGCGUACCCCAUCUGGGACACCUCGCUGCUCACGGAGCUGGACGACACCAUCAUGGAGCAGCUCUUCACGGACGCCAACCUGCUGGACGUUUGGGAGGCACGGAGGGACGAGCUUGAUUCCCCGCACAUCUGCUGGGACGACGUGCUCUCCCUUGGCGAGCAACAGCGCCUUCAGUUCUGCAGGCUGUUCUGGCAUGCCGAAUGGCACGACAGACACCAGGAUGACUCCCAGGGCUUUUUCGCGGUCUUGGAUGAGUCCUCCGCCUCAAUGGACACGACCUCCGAGCUGAAGGUCUAUAAGUCCUGCCGCGAGAGGAAGCUAGGCUAUCUCAGUGUGGCCCACAGGCCUACGGUUAUCCAAUUCCACCACAAGGUGCUGCACUUUUCCUUCGAUGAGCACCAGAACCUGCGCUACAAAGUGCGGGACGGCGCCGAGAUGGCGCUCGAAUCGGCGUCGCUCAUCCACAACGAGAGCCUUCGCAAUGAGGAGUGGCGGCCGCAGAAUAUGCGGCGUGUCCAAUCCAGGAGCAUGCGACGCUUCGGCGGCUUGGCGAACCAGUCCUUCUCCAGCCUCACAGGUCUUUGUGUCACUCCCGUCGCUGCUGAAAGGCAAUAUGACGAGGAAGACGUGGAGAGCCGGUCCCAGUCCCGGGCCUCCUCACCCAACUCCCCCAUGCUGGCGCGCCUGGGAAAGGUGCAAUCAGCUCCUGGCAGCAUGGUCAGCUUCAUGCUGUCCAACAAGGCGGAGGCGGAUGCGAACUACAUGCCCUUAAGCACCAUCGGCGAGAACAAGCAGGCUAGCGACCUUUCCUUGGGCGAAGGACCUCUAGUUUGCUCUCCUUACUCCACCGAUGCACAGGACUUCGCUAAGAACGGCUCGAUGUACCACUUGGGCGUCAUCGCUCGCAUCAGCUGGACGCAUACCUGGCUCCUGACCUUGGUGGCGCUUCUGAACCUCCUGGCUGCGGCGAUGCUGGCCUUCUGGGCUGAGCUCUUUACCAAUACAAAGAGUGUCAUCAAGCCCGGCACAGAGGCAGGCUUCCACGCCUUCGGCAGGGAGACCGGCAUCAGCAUUAGCUACUCGCGGAUGCUUCCGGUGAUCCUUUGCUGGGGGCCUGCCUUGGGAGUGGUCAAGGCAAUCGCCAACUACUUCUCUGUGCUGCUCAUGAUGGAAUGGCGAAAGCGGCUCUUCUACCAUCUGCAGGCCAAGUAUUUGCGCAGCGCAGACCGGAUCUACUAUGUUCUUAGCAACUUGGACGGUCGAGUGGAAGCAGCGGAUCAGCGGAUCACCAACGAUGUGGAUCUGCUGAUGCAGUUCAGCUUCGAGUUCUUCUUGGGUGGCAUCAUGAAGCCGGACAGCGGCGUUCUCUUCAAGAUGUCCGUCUUCCUGGUCAGCUGCUGGAUUGUCUGGAUGGAUGUGGAGCACACCAUGCCUGGCAUGGGGGGAGCAGCACCCUCCAUGGCCUCCGGGCUCUUCCUAGUGACCUUCCUCAUCGUGGAGCGCUUCGGGCGGCGGUGUGCAGAAGUGCAGCAGAAGCUGCAACUGUGCGAGGCCUCCUUCCGCGCGGCGCACGCGCGGUGCCGCUCCUUCUCGGAGGGCAUCAGCUUCUACGGUGGUGAAGCCACUGAGAAGGUGAUGCUGGACAAACACUUCCAGCCGGUGCUCACCACCUUCAAGCAAUUCUGCUGGUGGAAGCUGCCGGUGGAAUUCCUGCAACUCAGCAUCUUCCAGGGCCAGUAUACAAUCGCCAUGCUGGUCGGGGGCGCGGUGGCCUUCCAGGAGGAGGACAAGAGUCGGCGGGUGGGGCUGUUUGACCUCACCAACAGUGCCAUGGUGGAGUGUCUCGACUCCUUGAACCGCAUCACCUGCCAGAUCAUGGACUUCGCCAAGAGCUCGGCCUUGGCGCAGCGAGUGGUGGAACUGGAGGAGGUGAUGCGCUCCUUCCGUGCGCUCUUCAAUAUCACCUCCCCCGGGCUCUCCAGAUCGAGCACCAAGAAGAAGGAGAACGAGGUUCUCGGCCAGUGCAGCGACGUCAUCGAGGAGCUGGGGAUUGAUGUAGGCAGCGGCGGGUGCUGUGAGAGCACGGUCACGGAGCUGCAGUGCGGCCCGCAGGUUCCAGUACGGAUCUCUUCUGGCAUUUGCUUCCAGGAUGUGGACAUCUACACCCCUGACGGCCUACGGCUCCUCCUACCGGAGGUGAGCAUCACCCUCCACGAAGGAGAGAGCUGUCUUAUCAUGGGCCCCAGUGGCAUCGGCAAGAGCUCCCUGCUGCGAGUGCUGGGUCAGUUGUGGCCGUGCUUCCAGACCCCCGGAAAGGAAAAGGAGGCGCGCUUCAGCAGGCCGCCUGCAAGAAACGUGUUUUUCCUCGCGCAGAGGCCGUACCUCUUUGAUGGCACCCUCCGGGAGCAGAUCGCCUAUCCCGUGUGGCAUGAUUCCCUGCUUUCCGAGUUGGACAACUUCAACUUGGAGAGGCUUUUCACUGACUGCAACCUCCACGAGGUGUGGAGUGAGCGGCGUAGUGAGCUCGACACACCGGGCAUCUCUUGGGCUGACGUCCUAAGCCUGGGCGAGCAGCAACGAAUUCAGUUCUGCAGGUUGUUCUGGCAUGCCGAAUGGCACCAGAAGCAUGGAGAUGUCUCCCACGGCUUCUUCGCCGUCUUGGACGAGUCCACCGCAUCUAUGGACACCGCCUCUGAAAUGAAGAUUUAUCAGACCAUCCAGAAAAGGAACAUCGGCUUUCUCAGCGUUGCGCAUCGGCCAACCGUCAUCCAGUACCACACCAAGGUGCUACAUUUCCAGUUUAAUCUCAAGCACGACUUGAUCUACGAGGUGAAAGACGCGCGAGAGAUGGCUGAGGAGCAUGCGUCUCUGCUCACCAAGCACCUGAAGCCUCUGAUCCAGCCGAUGCCGCCGACGCGCCCUUCUGGAGAGAGCAGGGACAGCAGGAAUUCCGGCAGGCCUGCGGCUCACUCCCUGAAGUUAGAUGGAAUUGAGCCGCUGGCGCGGGAAGGCACCGGCGUGUUUCCUGGCGACGGAAGCAGCACCUCCUACGCGUUUGCCCGGAGGCUAGAGCUGGCCACUGGCUGGGACGGGCUGCUUCGGGGGCCCUGCCCGGAAGUGGGCCGGCAGGCCGGAGCUCGGUUUUCCGGCGGUCUCCGGUCCAAAUCCGAAGCUGUUGGAUCAAAUCCCACUCGGGGCGUCGGCGAGCUCACGGCGGAGUAUUGCGCGGAGCUUGAAAAGGCGCGAGCGUGUGCAGGGCGCGGCUGGGGCGAUUGCCCGAUCGCAACGUCCAAGGCGAUGACUGCCGCCUCGAGGUUUCUCCAGGCGACAGAGAAUGCCAUCAGGCAGCCGCGAUCGGAAAACGUAGCAGUCAAUGUCAGCCAAUGCUGGCUAGAGCUUCGUUCCGAUGCUGAUGUGUUCCAGCUCCAGCGCUGGAACAGCCAAGACUUCUCGGAGCCAGAGCUGCGGAGGGCCUACCGGCGCCAGGCGCUGCUGCGGCACCCAGACAAGGGCGGUAGCGCUGUGGACUUCCAGAGGCUGGUCCUCGCCUUCGAGGUCCUUUCGGACGCCAAAGCCCGCGAGAGGUACGACCGCAGGCUCGCGCGCGCCCACGCCAGCGCUGCGGAUGCUGCGGCCUCAAGGAAGCGCAAGGGCCGAGAAGCCCGAGGCGAUGCGAAGGAGAAGCCAAGCGACCGUAAGGAGGCGAGACCCUCCAAAUAUCAGGCCUUCGAGCGCCUCUUCACAGCACUGCAGAACGUGGAGGCGGCGCUGCGGAAGGAGACGAUCGCCAACAUGUCGCAGAAGCUGCGUCGCCAGUUCCUGGAGUACUUGGAUGGGAGGCACUCGACAAAGGAGUCGCCGGAGAGGUCAGCUGAGCCCAAAGCGGCCGAGGAGGAGAGUGACAGUGAUAGCGAGGGGCAGCUGAUGCUGGAGGACUUGGAGCCGAAGCCGAAGAACUGCAGGAGGACGCCCGUCCAAGCUCAGCGCGGCUUGCGGCGAAUCUCACUGCAGACGUACUCCGUGGAUUGUAGCCUCUUCAACACCAUGUUCGUGACGAAAGCGGCUUCCUUGGAGACAUCCUUGGACUAUCACAUCCUGCUCACGCAGGUUCGCGCGCGGAGCCGCCGCCACGGCAGCAACUCCGCCGGAGAGACAUCGGAGCUGGUGCAGAAGGCGGUGGAGGAGGUGCUGGCGGAGAAGAACAUCCUGGCGGAGGACAUGGGCCUCAAGGCCUUCGUUUUUCUCCAGUGGGGCCGCUAUGACAACUUCCCCUCGAUUCGCUCCCCGGUGCUGCAGGUGGAGGAGGCUUUGCACUGGCGCACCCGUCUCCUGAGCGCCGCCAAGUGGGAGGACUUCAGCGACUCGGAGAUGGAUGGAUCCGUAGACCCGAACCCAUAG
Molecule: messenger RNA, 6231 nt
Organism: Effrenium voratum
Lineage: Eukaryota; Dinophyceae; Suessiales; Symbiodiniaceae
Source: the annotation of a GenBank genome assembly